GCCGCUCAGAGAUUGCGAACCAUCAUCGUCUCUCCAUCAACGCGCACAAAGAUGGAACAAGGAUUCAAGAACGACAUCACGUUCCUCGUCGGCGAGGACCAAACCCAAGUUCUCGCCUCAUCGCACGUCCUCCAGAGCGUUUCCAGGCCAUUCGCAUCCCUCCUCGGACCGCAUUUCCGAGAAGGAAGACAAUCGUCCGGCGGAGGAAGUGAUAGGACCAUCGCCCUCCCCGAUGAUGAUCCAGCCGCGAUGCAGAUCGUCUGCGACAUCAUCCACCAUCGCAGCAAGAAUGUUCCCGAUGAAACUCCCACCGAGCCAGAUGCACCGGGUCGCGCUCUUGACGGACAAUUAUGAUUGCACCGCGCCGACGAGUUUCGCGAUGAGGGCGUGGCUACAGCGUGAAUGCCCUGGUAUCGACGUGAAAGAUCUAGGGCUGCUUAUGAUUGUCUCGUACAUCUAUGAGCUUGCCGAGAAUUUUUCGGAUGUGACG
Molecule: messenger RNA, 490 nt
Organism: Dissoconium aciculare CBS 342.82
Lineage: Eukaryota; Fungi; Ascomycota; Dothideomycetes; Mycosphaerellales; Dissoconiaceae
Exons: 1
Coding region: 52-354 (100 amino acids)
Source: RefSeq, a predicted model, not a curated record